AUGUCAAAAGAAAACAGGAGUCCAAACAAACGACCAGUAACUGCUGAUGAGAAUGGACGAGCAGUAUCUCCGCGGCCUCCUGGCAUUCCUGAUGAACUCAUUAACAUGGUGGGAGCCUCACCACCAAGAUUUGUGACCUUUGAACAGCUGAUGUCGGCAGCUGAUAGUAUGAAAAACAUUACCCUUGCACACGAGAUUGCUGUUAAUGAUGAAUUUGAAUUGCACAAAGAGGAACCACCACCAAACAGCUGGAAACAUAAAGUGGCAGAGACAGUUAAACGAGCCUUUUGGGAUGUCUUUGAGGAGAAGAUCAAUGAAGAUCCUCCAGACCUUAGCUUUGCAUACACCAUGUUGGAGGAGCUGCGUGAGACACUGCUGGACAUCCUGUUACCACAACACCAACGUUUGAGGGAACAGAUCGAAGAGGUCCUUGACAUGGCUCUCAUCAAGCAACAGAUGGAGAACGAGGUGUUUGACUUUGGCUACUAUGCAAAGUACGUAACCGACAUCAUGAGCAGACUGUGCGCUCCAGCCAGGGAUGAGAACAUCACAGAAAUCAGGGCCAUUAAGGAUGUGGUGCCAAAGUUUAGGGCUAUAAUGGAAACUUUAGAGCUGAUGCGCAGGGAUAUGGCCAAUUUCACAAUCAAGCAGAUCCGACCAUACAUACAACAGAACAUAGAAUAUGAGACUAAGAAAUUUGCUGAAUAUUUUGAAACUCAGAGAGCUCUGGGGGUCAAUGCUCUCCAGUACACUGAGGUCUGGCUGAAACGUAAUUAUGAAAAAUUACAGAAGAAAGCAUCCGACCCUUCAGCUGUCGCUGGGUCAUCUAGCACCAAAGCUGUGACUCCUGCAAAUGUUAUGACCGAAGCAUUUCUGGAAGUUCUAGAAUGGUCAGAUCCAAACAACUUCCCAGAGACUUUGAUGAUAGACAUGUUCCGAUUCAUGGCAAUGAGAGACAAACUACACACCCUGGGCCUCAUCACAUCUGUUCAGCUGAUUACCUACAGUGUUGUCGGGCCCUCUAUUGAAGGUGUUGAUGAUCUCAAGAAGCAGCUGAAAGAGCAUGUGGAAAUUCUGCUGCAGGAUGUGGGCCAGAAGGGAAUCAAACCCGUCCUUGAGUCAAUAGCAGACCAGGUUGUCAAGGAUGUCAACGACAGUCUAGAGAGUCGAAAGUUGCCCCCGCUGACUGAUGAAAUCAAGCAGACGCUGAAGGGACAAAUAAUGAAUCUCGGCUCCAGGGAUAACAACGUGCGCAAACUUAUGCAUUCACGCCUGAUGGGUUUUCUACAAGAUGGCAUGACAGGCAAGAGUGUUCACAAUCUACAGAUACCAAAAGGCUGUUCUGCUGUUCAGCAGGAACUGACACAGAUUCUGGGAAACUUCCUUCGCCUCAGCUCCCACAACCGAUCAGUGUUUGGCCAGCAGUACUCUGAAAUCAUAGAAAGGCAGAUGCAGCACAGUAGCAGUGGACUAUCAGAUUCCAGAGACAAUUCUGGAGAAACUACGUGA
This is a messenger RNA of Candidula unifasciata, 1509 nucleotides long. The record is from the annotation of a GenBank genome assembly. NCBI's taxonomy places the organism in Eukaryota, Metazoa, Mollusca, Gastropoda, Stylommatophora, Geomitridae.